Porites lobata is the source of this 20728-nucleotide messenger RNA. The record is from the annotation of a GenBank genome assembly. NCBI's taxonomy places the organism in Eukaryota, Metazoa, Cnidaria, Anthozoa, Scleractinia, Poritidae.
AUGGGAGAAUUCGGAGAAUCGCGAAAGGGGUACUUUUUGAAUCGAUUUGACUGUUCCUAACACGAAGUUUCAAUGAAGUGAUUCUUUUCGCGGGCGACACAAUGGAUAGGUGUUAGCACGCACAUGCUAUUUGGUGUGAAAAGUGAUAAUUAUUUUGAUAUUUGUAUUUUCUUUCCCAGACAAAACUUGGAAACCAUCAUCUCAAAGCUUUCCAAGGAACAACCGAACGGUAGACGCAAUAGUUUCAUGCUGGUAAGUGCAUUUUCUUAUAAACUUCGGACGCUUCGAUUCGAUUCGCAUCACACUGCCUGGUCGAUCUUGCGUGUUUUCAAGUGACACGCUUGUUUGGUAUGCAUGACUAGUGUGGGGCACUUUAUUGUCAAAUUGUGUGAGUUUUAGCCCUGUAAACUUGUUGGAAAGCCCUCAUCAAGCAGAUCGACAAGCCUGGCAGAUAUUUACGUAACUUUGAGGCGAACUUUUGUGGUUUUUAUGGUUUCGUGUCUUCGCUAGUCAAACUAUGAUUGAAGCCCUUUGUAGUUCACGAUAAGCAGGCUUGCAUGUAAAUGUGUGAAAUGAAUCGCGUAUUUGGAAUACCUCCUAUUGGUAAACUGCCUUUGAAGCUAACUCCAGAUUGUCGGAAGGCUUUACACUUGAAAAACUGUUUUUCCAAGUAAUGCAAUUACCGUGAGAACGUACCAAAAUCGCCGUUUAGUCCUGCGAAGUGAUAAAAAUCGACGGCGGGUUCGGGCGCGGAGUUUGACCUGAUGAGCUCAUUUGUACAGUACAUGAAUUGGUUGUUCCAGAGUUUCUCAGAGGCCCAUGCGCUUGAUUCGGGCUACAAACAAAAAGGGCCGCUUUCAUUCGGAUGCAAAUCUGCAAAGGAGUCUUUUGUGAUCCUUGAAUUUGAAUGAUGCUUCAAUGAACUGGUACAAGCAAAUAACUCAAUAUGUUUUCAUUUGCCCUGCGCCGCGGAUGAAAUCGAAUAGUAGUGUCACUUUGGCAUAUUCAUAACAUCGUAUUGUUUCUUACGCCGAGUGCGUUAGAAGGCUCUUUUUAGAAUAUAAACAUUAUCCGUUUUUUUUUGCACACGUGCUUUCGGCAACGGGCAUGUGGUGUAAUUUGUCUAGAUGGUUUCGGCGUUGAAAUUUCCUCGCUGCGAAGGGCUAGGUGUUGUUUACCACCGACCCUCAAAAUUGAUUGUAACACUGAUCUAGGCGACAUGCAAAGAUGAUUAACCCAAGAAUUUCAAAGGCCAGGGAGCUUAAUUCGCACUGUCAAAACAUGCGUAUAUUGACCUACAAAAACAAAGCCGAAAUACUGAUGGGGUGAGUGACUUAAUUGUGGCAAAUUUACUACAUCUAUGAGGCUUUAAGUCGACUUCAUAUUUCCAAGUGCUCUGGUCAAAACGGCAGAGGUAUACCAAGCAGAAAAUAUGAUAUUAUUCUUCUUAAAAAUCUCUUUAUUCAGUACUAUUUACUUUUUAUUUCACUUUUGGGUCCAUAGUUUCCUUGCUUGUUACAUUAACUCAGAGUAGGGAGACCAACCUUUUCAGCAAACCAGUUGUUUGUUGUCUAUAGAUUGGUUACUUUUACAACACACUUUUAAGUGUCUCUCCUUACAAAACGCAUUUUUUACCUCCGAAGUUUUCACUCCGUUUUUAACUAAUUAGGAUCUGUAUCUGGGGGCGUACCCAGCCCAUAGACCUGUAGGCUUGGGCCUACAAAUUUUUGGUUUGAUCACUCUACUGCUGGUAAUAAAUAAUGUGUGGUUGGGUAAGCUAAAAUGCGUAACAGCUUAUGUUAUUGGUGAGGUCAGUGCGUACUAGUCAUGAGUGCAAUUUUCAGUAUAAGUGAAAAAUAUUAAUGAAAGUCAGCCAGGCCUACAACUAGUCGAAAAAACGGGCUGGCUACGCCCCUAGUAUCAGCCCUACCCAUAAAUUUGUGCCACCUUUCAAUGAGUGUUGAACCAACACCUUUGGGCCUCCUCCAGGUACAUAUAGUAUUCUCUACUGUUUUAACUGCAAAUUCUAUCAAAAAAAUUUUUAAUGCAAGCGGUUAUUCUUAGAAAUUACAACAGAAUUGGUUAAAUCUUUCUCUUAAAGUUCAAAGAUAGGAAAUUUCACUCAUUCACUUUCAGAAGUGAAACUGUUAACAAUAAUAUUGACAAGCAAAAUGUCUAUUUUUUUUUUUUCUGAGGAACUACCAAGUGUGUCUUUUGAGUGUCAUUUUAAUGUCGCGGGUGUUCAUUCGAGGCUGGUCGCUAAUUAACUUUUUCUGCCUUUAGGAUGGGCGCUUAUUCGAGGUGGGCGCUAAUUCGAGGUUGGGCACUUAUGUGAAUAAAUACGAUAUUAUCAUUAUUGUUAUUAAUCAAAGCCGUUCUGAUGUUUAUCAGCUGUUUUUGUAUAUUUAUGUGAUUAAACGCCCAACCCUAGGAUAAGUGCUCACCUUGAAUACCAAAUAAACUUAAAUAAACACUUCCCUCAAAAAAGCUCUGCCUCCCCAGUAAAAUCAAAAUUGAAAGACAUUAAUUCUGUUAAUUUAAUAUGGAAAAUGAUGACACUGUAGUUAAAACAAAUCUUUUUUACAUCCAACUUUUAAAUAAACACUGCUUUCAAAUAAGCACUGCCCUCGAAUAAGCAGUGCAUUUGAGGUGUGAAAAAUUUUAAAAAGCUUGUUGGAGUUAAUACGGUAGCUGCCCGCCCUACUAUAGGUAGGAAACUUGAUACGCAACCAGCCUUGAAUAAGAAAAAUGAUCUUACUACUGACAAUGACAUGGACAAUGAUUAAGUACCACUAGAAGACUUCCCCAAAGACCAAUUUUUUUUGUUAAGUAUUUUAAAGAAACUUUAAUUGAAAGGCUAAAAUUCUGCUAUGGUACAUCUCCACGUUUUGUGACAAUUUAUUGUUUUGUUGCAAAACAAACUUGUUACUUGCUGAAAAUGGUGGAAAUUUAUUAAGCUCAGCCUCGAAUGGCACCCACCUAAAAUAAGCGCCCACUCUCAAAGCCCAGAAAUUUAGUAAGCAACCAGGGUGCUUAAUCAAAUAAAUACAGUAUGCAAACAAAUCCCAUAUUGGCCUAUGCAUUUCUGUUACUAUCUUUGAUAGUUUGUCUCUAGAAAGUCCUGGUAACUUUUCUGGCCUGAAGCCAUUACUGUUAAAAUCAAAUUUUAAAAGGAUACUUUAGUUAGUGUGGUUCAGCUGGCUAGCAAACCAGUCCAUUUCAUUUUGUUAAUUGAUACAGUAAAAAACUGUGUGUAAGAAGCAUGUGAUUACAGAAUCUGCUGGCAGAAAUUUGCCAUUUUAAUUACCAAGCACAUAAGAACCUGUUUAGCCAAGCAAUAUCAAGCAGGUUCUUUUAUACAUGCUACAGUUAACUAUUUAGCGAUGGGGUCUUACUUUGAGAUUAAAAAUUUACAUUACAAGAAAAUACUGAGGAUAUAUUCAGAUACAUUGUAACAUUUCAUAAUCAGUCUUGUCAGGCUUAUCAUGAUACAGUUGUGAGUAAAUACUGUACAUUUAGUUUAUUCAUUUUUUCUCUUGAUUAACAUAAUAUACAAUUACUAUAUUAUUUCUUUUUACUGUAGUUUUGUCAUAUGAGAGGGAUUAUAUUUAGAAACACAUUUACUGCACACAGUAAAUGUCUUACCACCUGACCAACUCAUGUCCUGUUAAUUGUAUUGACACAAAUUAGUUUCAUGUCAGGUUUAUAGUAAGAAAUAUUUUAGGCAGUUUUUAUCUGGCUUCUCAUUUGAGAAACUGUCAACUUGAAUCUGAUGUUUGUCAAAAUCUCUCUAUUACCUUCUCUAUUACAUGUAUGUAAACGAAAACAGCUUUUCAGCUUUGGUAGUACUAAGACUUUUGAGAAACUGCCCUCAUGCACUCGAUAUUUUUGUUCUUUUUUCAUGUUUCUUUUAUAUAUAUAUAUAUAAUUUGCACAGGCUCUCUUGCCAGGAGAAGGUGUCUAGGUUUAGCAUGCUUCCAAUCCCCUGUAACGGAACCUCCCUUGCGGUUUCACACUGGAAAUUAAGGAUGGUACUUAUUGAUGGGUACCGAUCCAGCCGUCUCAACCAAAACAAGCCAUUUUCCGGACCGGUUCCAACUUUACUGUCUUCUUCAGCGGAAUUUUACAGUGUUAGCUUGUCCGGUCGCUUAAGCGCCAUUGGACUUAUUCCAUUAACUGUGUCACAACUUUUUAUAUACCAUAAAUUGACAAUUACGUGUAUAAUACUUUCAUGACAAUGGCAGUAAAGUGGGUGGAUAGAAAUAAUAGUGCCAUUUAACCAUCAGCUGCUAUUACCCUCGAAGCAACUGAUGCUUUAAGCUCUUUCUUUUUUUGAAACAGGUGACGAAAAAAAUAGCAAGAGAUAGUCACAUUUAUUUUACUACUUUGUUCAUUGGAUUAAUUUUCUGAGCAAUUUAUCUGAAUUCUUAGAAUGUUUUCAUUUUCAAAAGCACCCCACUUGCACUUUACGUACCAAUAUGACAUGUAUCUUUUGGUGUCAAGAGCUGUGAACUCUUCAGGUUAUGGCAGAAGCGGGUAACAUAUAUUCUAAUUAUUGUUGAAUCACUGGGAUGAGUUAAGGGCAACCUCAAUAAGGCUCUGAAUGACCACAGCUACAGCCUGCAAAAGACAGCUGUUCUGGCCUCCGCACAUAUCUUGCAACGAUUUUUAAUUUGCUAAGCUUAGAGAACUGGCUGUACUCCACCUAGUGGAUUUCCUGCAGUACAACAAUAACCUGCAUGUACUAUGAAACUAGAACAUAAUAAUCAUAAAACACUUGGGGAUGAGCCAGGGUUGUCAAAAGUAGCCACCUGCCGGCGAAAAUCGCUCCCCUACUUGGUUAGUAUCGGCCGGCUACUCUGCUUGGCAUUCUUUACAGAUGGUGUUUUUUAAAUAAAAUAUCCCUGGACUGCCCGCUCACUUUGACAAUUCAGCUGUCUACUUCAAAACUUUCUGACAACCCUGGAUGAACAUUGCUCUUUUCAAACAAACAAUAAUGGUUUGGGGGCAUCUUUCUGCCAACUGUUGCUACUUAAUUUGCACAUGAACAUUUGGAUAAUACGUGUAUGUUGAGAUAAUAAUUAUAGUAAUGAAAAAUGUUUAUCAAGUCAGUGCUUUAAGAAAAAUUAAAGAGAGCCCAGUGCUCUGAACCUGUGAAAUCCAGGGUGCCCAGCAUAUAAUUCAUGAGAAGAAAGUAAGAUUUUCAGUUUCCUGGGGCAAAAGAUAGGUGCCUGAUGCCACCAGGCACAGCUAGAGCACAGUCUUGUUUAACCCUUUAAGCCCCAAUAUCCACAUACAAAUUCUCCAAACUGAUCUCCAUACAUCUCCUUUAACAAUUAGUUGAGAGAAUUUGAUAAAAGAUCAAAGCAUUUUUUCUUUGGUGAUCAUUUUAUUAAUCCUCAUAACUUUAUCUCUUGACUGUGUAUGGAUAUUGUUAGGAGAAAAUUGUUGUUGGUCACUAUUGGCACUUAAAGGGUUAAGGAACGUCAAGCACCAAAUUCUUUGAAACAUUGCAAUUUUUAAUUUCAAAAGCAAAUUCUAAAUAUUUCUGCUAAAAUAAAUGCAAUCUUUUUCUGGUCUGAUUAAUGAAAGCCACUCCAUCUGUGCACCAUACAUGUAUUAAUAAGUGGAAUACACUGAGUAUUUUGACUGUAAGUCUCAAAAAGUGAAACCUCUAAACCAAAAGUGUCAUCUGACUUGACUGUUUUCAGCAAAGAUGGGUCCACCAAAAAGGUAAUAACAUUAGGCUAUAGCUCUUUAGAGUUGCAACCCAGAAAAGGGAUGCAAUAUUUUGCCCUAACAAGCAAGCUGAGGUAAUAUUUUAUAUUUUGAUGACUAUAGGGACUCACAGCAGAUUUCAAGAUAUUCUGGCAGAAUUUGAAAGUAAAGGACUAGCAGCAACAAAGAUAUUGCGUGAAAGAUCUCAAAGGACACGCCUGAUUGAAAAAUGUGAGUUGUUGCCCGUCUUCCUUGACACAAUUUUAUGUUAACUCAGAAUGUCAGGAACAAAAAAGGUGUAAAAUAAAUAAAACAGGAUCUCUGAUUUUUAUUUUUUAGCCUCUUCGGAAAUGUUGGGUGCCUUCAUUAAUUCCAGCACUCCUAGGAUAAAAAUCUCACGCUUAUAUCUCAGAAAAAGUUGGCAGGUAUACAAAGAACAGGCUUUUUUAGCCUCUUGGGUUACAACAUGCACAGUUAACCUUUUUUGCUGAGUACACUGUAUAAAUAAUUUGUAGUUAUAAUUGUUAUGCAUUUUAAGUCGACAAUGGCUUCAAGCAAAUUUCUAGGUUUAAUUACAUGUAUGUGGUGGCUGGUCACUUUCUUCUUGUUAGUUUCAGUUAUUUUUGUUGGCAUUAAUCAUUGUGAUUUUCAAGGUUAAGGACACAAGUAGUAGAAUUGAACACCUCAGCGACUUCAGCUAGCUUACUAAACAAAUGAUUUUUGGAUGUAUAAAAAUUUAAGCACAAUUUAAGGCUGGUACAGGAACAUUAAUAAAGAUAAUAGUUUAAAUUCUUUGAUCAAAGUAAUUAAUUAUUGUCAGCAGGAUUUACUGAUCUGUUGAAAAAAUACUUAAAAAGUACCAAAUCAUAAUACUGACCUCAUUACAAAGCCCUAAUGUCACCUUUAAAAUGCAAAAUAAGUUUUGUGCCACAAUUCAUUUUUUUUAAAUUCCCCGACAAAAACUCUAAUAUAUUAUUACAGAUCCUGAUUACCGUAAAGGGGAAAUUCUUACUAACUGUGAAAUGUUGUGCACAAAUUUCUGUAUUCAUGCAUAUGUUCUCAAAUUAAAGUUCUCACUUAAUACAGUAUCAAGUUAAAUGAACAAACUUUGAUACAGUAUAUUGUAAAUUAAUAUUAUUUUUUUCCCGUAAUUUUAGCCAUCAAAGAAAUGGGUUAAUGAAUUUAUUCAGCAAAUUUUAAGCUCAAAAUUUUGUUUAGACACUUUUAUGUACAACCCUUUUCAGGAUGCAAAGUAAUGAAAUUGUAUAUACACCAUUUAACAAUCAAGUCCUUGUUAGUGAAAACCAUGCCCUGUUGAGCAACACAUACACUGUACCAACUUAUGACAUUUAAAGUAAUGCACACACCCCUCCUUCCUCCUCUAGGUUUCCAUUACACUUGUCAAGUCAUGCACAAAGUACUUAUUUGCUACAAUUUUUUUUGCUUUCUCCAUUUCCAGAUCUCAGGGAUAGAUCACUCAAAUGUUAUGUUUCAUCUUGGCUCUGGAGGAGGUUUGUUGAUCACUUGCUUUUUUUAUCCUUUAGGCACUGUGAAUUACAUGCAACCUGCAAGCAGUGGUUUCUAGUUUCUGGCAUGGCUUUUAGCAUUUGUAAAGUCAUUCCAGGGGGUACUACUGGGAAUUCUUGGUGGGGGUUCUCUGAAUCCUGACCAGGUAUUUCAGACCAAAAAAUGUCAUUUCCACACCCGUUUAAGACCUUACGUAAGCAGAAAAUGUGUCAUGUUUACUUAGAUUGCCAACAAAAAAGAUUUCUUAAAUCCAUUUCAAAUUUGCACAUUAGUCAGUCCUUUCUCAUUCACUUGGAAUUGAAAUGAUAAAUAUGUUCAUGCACUGCUGUAGUUCCCUUGAAAACCACACUGGUUCUAGACCAAAGUAGGCUAAGUCUAUACUCGUUUUCGGACCAAAAUGGCACAAAAACAUACCCUUUAGGGCAGCACAUAUUUAUAUGGGUUACAUAAGGGAGUAGCUCCUUGGGAGUCAUUCAUGAGGCAAGUCAGUUACGUAUUAGUUAGUUCAUUUUCAUGCCAUGCAAACAACUUUACAAAUACUAAGAGCCAUGCCAGAUAAAAACCUCUGCUCGCAGCGCACUGUGAAUUGAAGUUGCAUCAAAAUUCACAUAUUUACUAGUAAACAGAUAAUUUGCACUGAUAUCAGUUUACACUAUAAAAUAACCCCCCUCCAUGCUCAAUGAAGGGUUUUUUGGCUUGGCCUACCCCUACCCCUCACCACCACCCCCACUCCCCCAUCGCUGUUGAAAUGAUUCCGGGUUGGGUUAACACUUCCCUUACAAAAUAAAAAUCAAAUUGAAAAAAAAAUCUUACUGACAAUUCCAUAAUCCUACAUAGCUGGCAGCUUCUAUUUCAGACCAUAAAGAUUGAGAACUAUGAGAGAGGACCUGCCUGUGUGUGCAGAACACACACUAACACACAAAAGGAUAUUUACAUAAUUUCCCCUAACUAUCCUUGCUACACAUUUUUCUUGGGCAAAUGUUGUCCGGAAAUUUGCUUUCCAUUUGUUUGGUUUUUUUUCUGUUUGUUUGUUUGUUUGUUUUUAAUUUCUCAAAAAUCUGGAAAUUUUGGUCUAAUGGAAAGUGCCCCUACAUUUGCUUCCUGGCUGAACUGUGAAUGGUCUCUUAGUUUUAGGAUAAGUUUUUAACACUUGAGUGGCAAGUAUGAUAUGUGAGUGUCAAAGAGUGAUGAGAGAAGUGACUGUGAGGCUGGGUGCCAUUAAUUACAUGCAAUUUAUAUGGGUCGUCAGAAAUUUGUCUCUUGUAUGUUUUUCUCGAUCAACUAACUACAUUGAAGAGAAGGGAACAGCCGCUCAUAAAUCUAGCUAGAGAAAACAGCCGCCAUUUCCCAGAGAAACGUAUUAUUUUAUUAUUUAUUAUUUUUAGUUCAGAGUAAACACGACUUUCGCCAAGAAUCUGUGGGCUUCUAUCUGCCCGAAUAUUUUAUUAAAGAAAUAGCAAAAACUGAGCUAUUUCAGCCAGCUGGUCAAUAUUUAGGGGUCAAACGUUCUGCAGACCAACUUGCUUUUAAAUUUAAAAUAAUUGAUAAAGGGUUUUAACUCACCUUUGUUUAAAUGUGGCUACAACUCUGGAAAGAACCUAUCAGGGGAAAAUGGCGGAUUUGAGUUUGCCGCCGGAAGAACACGGAGGGGAUGACGGGAAGGUUACUUCCGCUGUGCACACUAUUAGAAAAGACAGUUAUGGGGUCGGGGGCUGGUGGGGGGCAUGUAUUUUAAAAAUUGCCCGUCCCCGCCAGUCCGCCCCUUACCCAUGGGUAAACUACAAGUGAAGUAACCUUUACCAUCCAGAAAAUUUGUUUGAAGUACUAAAUGAAGUCCAUGAAACCUACUCCGUAGUUACUUCUCCUUAAAGUGCUUACACAGACUUUCAAGAUAAGGUUAGAACAGGCCCCAGUGGUGGGGGAUACUUCCCGGUAUCCAGUCACUUCGUUCCAUGGUCAGAUCUUUCCAAGCCAGAUCGUUCUGCUUAAUAGUUUUAACAAUAUAGUCAGAACUUUUCCCGUCGCGAGUCUUAAAGCCACGAGCACAAAUAAGGACGUUAUUACUCAUUAGUAUACCUCGUUUUUUUGUAGCCAAGAAGCCAAAAAAGCGCGCCUCGCAUCGAGCCUGUUGCACUGAAACUGUGGAACGAUCUAACUUUUUAAAGUUAGAUUGUUCGAUGGCUUGGAACAAUCUGGCCAUGGAACAGACCGUGAACUGAUACUCCUCAGUUGGUAUGGAGUGAGUCCCGAUAGCCUGCGAAGCAAGCGUUUACCAUUAACUUAUUAUACGAAAAUUGGAGCGAGAGAGUCGAUGGAGGCAACAAUCAAAACCCAGAAAAAUCUCUGGACCAAAAAUUAACUCCCAGGACACUACAUCUUUUGUACAUGCCGAAUUUCCGCCUCAGAAUUCACUAAAGCAAAAGGGAAUUCCAGUGACAAUAAGGCCAAGCGCGCAAUAAACACGACGGAUGCAAAAUCACUAGAUGAUACACAGCCGUGCUUGCCGAAAAACAGCCGCGAAAGCCUGAAACUUAGCCUGCGAACAGCAGACGCAUUUCCGGUCGUCGCUUCUCGAGGGAGAGAAGCGACGACCGGAAACGCGUCUGCUGUUCGCAGGCUACCUGAAACUGGAAUGAUAGGUGGUUUUUUAACACGAAUUUCCGUUCGAACAUUCCGACCCCACCCAGUGUGAGAUCCAAGGGCGACAACUGACAGGUCACGUGCUCUCUUUACGCGUUUUAUUUGUUGCCGACUCGCAAACCAGUCAUUCGUUCGUUUGCUCCGGUCGCUUUACUUUGCACGCAAGAGCUCUAAACACAUUGAGAUGGGAAGGGAAUCAGCCUCCAACAUACGCUACGUUCUCAAGUAUGCUUUUUACGGUACGUUGGUUUUAAUUAAGAGACUACUGUGCUGAAAACUGAUCGAGAGUGCUUAGGAGCUUUCAAUUCCUGGUAAGAGUCUCCUUCCUGGCGCACUCUUGAUGUUGCUUGAGAUGGUAUCAGCUAGUCUGCUCAGUUAGACUGGCUAUAAUUCGGACCAAAUCCUUAUAUGUCGGAUGCUGCUGCAAUUCUGUUCGUUUGUUUUAUAAUUGAAAUUGUUUCUCUGUACCUUUCGGACCAAGUUCAUGGAUGUCUGAAUUUCCGGCGUGGUCAUUGUCAACCAUAAUACGAUAGCGGUGUCAAAAAAUAAUUUCCGUCUCCUUCCAAAGGAGGAAUCCAUUUCACCGGCACAUGUUGUCGAGGCUGUCAAUUACUCGAUACUGUAACCUUCGAUCAUGCGUUCUUUUCAUUUUUUUUCAUUUUCUUUUUCGUGAGCGAACACCACUUAAAUUUCUUAAACGACCGCGACCCCUGAAAAUUGGUAGACGAAGAAGAAACCGGCAAGAAGAAACAGUUUGACAUAUUCUUUUGUUUUCUGUUUCCGGUCAGCGACCACCCGGCAUGAUCACGUCGGCCCGAAAACUAUGCCUGAGUGACCAGGGCUUAUCAGUCAAUGUGAUAUAGCCUAGUUGUUCUACUUUUUCUCGACAAACAAAGGAAAAGACGAUCUGAAUCCUUGAUAUAACACUGUCGAGUUCUCUAUUUAGCACGGGGCAGAAAAUUUUUGCGACAGUUUAUUUUUGCGCAUUGCAUUUUUUUUUCUUUUUUUUUUGCGUUUUGCGAGAACUAAUUUUUGCGAUUAGGACAGAUUGGUUUUUCUUGCUGAGAAUUAAUUUUUUCGAUUUUCAGAAAGUACCCAGUACCCAGCAUUGAUAAUAUUUUCGUUUUUACGUACGUGCAAUAGAAAUACAUAUUUCCAAAAAAUACUACGGUAUGCGUACCCUAUGUCAACAAUGAGAAGUUAUGUUUUGCUGGUCUGCCGUCUACGUAGUUUCCUUUGAAUUGGCAAACGACCUACCAAAUGGCUCAUAAUUAAUCAGAGAUUUGCUCAAUACCGGACUUGUCUCUGUAUUUAACGGGAACUCUAACCUGGGGUAUUCACCUGACCUGUAUUUGUCAAGCAACCAGGCUCCGCUGAUUUUCGCUCUCGCUCGAAAAGAACCCUUGAUCGUAGUUCGUCCCGUCUCUGCCGUGUGUCUCUUCCACACGUCUCUGGCGUGCUGGUCAGCGUAGCAGCUGCCAUUUAUUUUUGUUCAAAUUAAAGCCCGCGCGAGGGAACAUGCGAAGGGGAGAGGAUGCCUCUUCUCCUUUUCUCCCCUCGCACGUCCUCGAGUCUUCUUCCUUCGCGCUAAAAAAACAAACCGGCGCCUGCUACGCAGGGGCUGUUCUUAUAUUUAGAUUUUGGAGAGCUGGUCUUUCUGUGGCUGAUUACUGUUUCGGCCAUUUGUAACAUUUUAAUAGCCCGCGAAACAUCAUCAGCUGAUGUUGCCGUGACUGUUCGAGUUUUAAGCUGAACUGCCAGCGGAGGCUUCUUUUCGCUUUCUCGAUUUUGGUGAACUCCUAAAAGGCUCCGCAUUACUGAAGUAAGAUCCCUGUUGAGCAUUCUCUGCAUUUUUCUUACCCAGGCUUAAUAGUCGUGCCCUUGGUACAGUGGGCUCAGUUUUGACCAUCGGUUUAUCAAUAAACAGGUGCUGGCACUAAAAAAAAUUGGUUGGAAGAGAAAAGAAGAAAACAAGAUUGACUAGUCCUAAAGUUCAGGCUGUGCGAUUCGGGUAGAACUUCCUUUUUUCCUUCUCGAUCAAGAAGACAAAAAAAAGGAGGCUUUGUUAUCCCAGCUGGUGACGCACGGCUGUUUGACAAAACUGAUUUUUUCAAGCGUGUUUUCUAAAUCUUCUUAUGUGGAAACGCUUCCUUACGUCCUUGCUACGCAGGCUAAAACUUUUACCGCCAGUUCUGUGUUGUUUAAAAUUCUUUGUCGCUUUUUAAUAUGUCGUUUAGGUGCUAAGGCUUUGUCUGGGCCUAAUUAACAUAAUAAAAAGCCUUUGUUAAUAUACCUUGUUCGAUAUGUCAAAUUCCUGAAAUGUUGGUUUUUUCGUGUUUUAUCGUACUAUGGUAACUAGUUUUAAUAGCGAGAACAACACUAAAGAAAAAACAAUGAAACCAUAAGAGAUGGCCUGUAGUUCCUAUUUUUCAUAUCCAUCUUUAUCUUUGUUAAUGACGAUUUUUCAGCAAACCUUCAUCAAAGACAUUUGCAUUCAGCUGUCAAACUGAAUUUUUAAUUUCGUCAUCACACUUCUCUGAGAGUCUUUUUCUGAAAUAUGAAACACGUAGUUGCUUUUUAGAUACAGCAAUUACCGGGGAAAAAGAAAGUAAUCUAGUAAACUUUUAGGCAGAAAUGCCGUUUUCCGUGAUCUUCGCUACUUGGUUUCGUCUUGGAUGGGAGCUUUAUUAUUACGAAUUGAAAUAUGCCAUAUGCAAAACCUAUUGUCCAGUGACCAAACUCAAUUGUUGGGCGAUCUUGUGAAUCUAUCUGUUUGUGCACGCAAGUCCUGAAAGAAGUACAAGGGUAAAAAGCUUAUAUGGUUCCAAUGCACUGCUAUUAUCUCGAAAAUCUUGCCUCAGGUAGGCGCUGUUAAGUUAUGUCUCUUAAGUUAUGUCUCUAGAUCAUGAUGUAAAAUCGCUGUUACACUUUUUGGCCUGCGAGAUUUUUCCGGCUUCCUGGUAUUAAUUCGUGUGGUUUCCUGGCGUCCUCGAUGUUUGUUUGGUGUCCAUCGAUCGAUUAUAUCAUCCAACGCACCAAACCAGUUCUCAGUUUUGUUGUUAUUCCUAUGACAAUUCGCUAAUACUGUAAUGCCAUUUUCCAGCUAAAUUUUCUGAAAAUGAUCGUUUGUUGUCCUUAUUUUCGAGUGUAUUAGCAUAUCAUAAUUUGAAUUUAUCGGCAGUUUGUCUGUAGCCCAGGCUACCAAACAAAUAAGUAAAAUUUCGUUGCCCGCCAUCAAGAGUGAAUUUUUGAGUUUACAGAAAUAGUUUUUUCAACUUUUAAUUCUCAUACCAUAUGAAUGAUUUUGUCCGGAUUCAGCUUUGCAACUCGUCGACCUAGUCCGCAAACUCAACGAUCAACACUGCCACAUUUUCAUUUUGUACUCGAGUUGUGUAGUGAUUAUAAAUGACAGGAAAAAGAAAGAUGUAUUAUUUGUGACUAGCCAGUGAGAUUAUACUCUGAGAUUAGGACUUGAUAUUCUGCUUCGGACAUUUUUAAAACGAAGUAUUAGUCACAAACUUAUUUACUACAAUUCCCUGCACUCAAUUUCUAUAAUAAUUAUAGCUUCAAGAAUAAAUUAUGAUCUCGAUCUUUUAUUCAUACGUGGUGCUUGAAUUUUAUACGUCGACUAGUUGACCCAACGUAUAGACCGGGUGCAUUUCUGUUCAUACCUGUGGCUUUAACGUAUUAAUAAUUAUGGGAACAUUUUUGAUUCGCCGGCAAAUUAAAACCAGCAGAUUAUAUAUAAGAGAAUUAGUCAGGGGCACCCAAGAGGACAUAGUUCAAAACCACUUAACAUAGCAUUGUUGAACGUAUUUUAGUAUUCAAACGGUAGAUAUAGGCAUAUUUUUAUCCCCCAAAAACUUUUCAUCUGUUCGGAUUUCCUAGCUGAAAGUCUAGUGAUCCGAAAAUUAUAUGGAUAAAAACUUACCUUCCAGCCAGGAAAAGGCUCCCUAAAAUUCUAAGUGGCCUUUUUAGGGUCAAGAUCCGCUAAAAGUGGGUAAUUAUACCAUUUUGUAGAUGUUCGAAAAUCCUAGGAGAGGCGGGCAAGCAAGAAAUUUUACAACAAAUGCUCCGAAAAUUCUAGAUCUCAAAUCGUCUUCCGAACAGAUAUUUUCCCGAAAAUUGCCGUUGGGUGCCCCUGAUUAGUCCGGAUCAACGUUUGAAUGCGCCCAUUAAAUAACGGUCAGGCCAGACAUGUAUUCCCUCGCGACUGUGGUUCACGCAAAGCGUCCUGGUGUUAUAUACGCGUGUAGAUAGGUCUGUGGCAGGCUCGUUCCCAGUUGUUUAUAAGGGUAGAAUGAUAGAAUGCGACUAUUCUUACCUUAUAGUGAUCAUGUCUUGGUCAUUACUUUGACCUAAGGGUCCAGGGUCUUUCAAUAAAAUUUCGAACUGUAAUCUUUCAGCGACACCCAACGACCAACGACCGUUUUCUCUAAAAUAUCUGUUCGAAGAAUCAAAUAUUGCCUCGAAUUUUCUAUAGCUUGAGAAUCGCUAAAAAUUUCUCGAUGGCUGUUCUUUUUGUACGAUUUUCGAAGCUUAUCUAGUAUAUAUAUUCCCUACGACUUACUGAAGUUUAACCACGUUUCACUUGCAGUUUAAACGGCUAUAUUUCGAUUUUGAAGAAAAAGAAAACGUAAUAUUAUUGAAUUUGAAAAACUGAUGGAAAGAGGAAUCAAUAAAAUCAAAACCCUGGUAAAGCUUCAAAUUGCAUCUUAAAUUUUCGGGAAAAUAAUACUAACGUCCUUGUAAUUUCGAAAAGAUUUAAGUUUUGCUAGGAUGACCGAGCAGAUACAAACUUUAAAGCGCAGCUUAGAUUGCAUUCAAUGAUCUAAACGUACUCUGGACAGCCUAAAAAGUGUUCACAAUGUAUUCAGGAGGAAAUCGUCGUUGGGUACCCCUAACCUGUUAAAAGAAAUAUAGUGAGAAGCGCUUUUCCUGUGAAGAUUUAACUACCUCAGUGGGCAUGGGCGCUAAUAUAAAAGUGACGGGAAUGCCUGUCGUCUCGGCGCUUUUGGGGUGAUUUUUAAUUACAGAUUUUGGUCUCACUUCCAGUUAGGGUGUUUGGGAUGGAAAGCUACUGUAUUUGCCCAUUCAGGUAUCGCUUAGUACUGUGCAUAGGGAAAUUUACAACUGCCCUGACACUGACAACACAGAAAUGUCCCUAAAGGGCUCAGUUUAACCUUGAGGCACACCCACAUUGGUCUCCCUUUGGGGUUUAAUUUGAAUUUUCCGAGGAGCAUCCGCUUCACAUUUAUAUGGCAUCCAGAGUGGCCCCCCCCCCCCCCCCCUGUUCCAAGGGUGGAAAUCCUCGGGCGCGUGAGGGGUCCUUUUGCGCUCUGGUUCCUGAGUAUUGAUCUCAGCUUUUUCCCACCUCUUAGGAAAUGAGUCUGAUGGAGAGGAUGCUGAACCUGACCUCUUCCAAUGUGGCAAAUGCAAGCAAAUGUUCAUCAGUUUACAGAAAUACUUAAAACACAAAGCUGCCAAGGAUUGUGUUCAACUUCAAGCACAAAGGGUUGUCACCCCUGUUACUAACGGAGAGGUAAAUUAGUAGAACCUUACUAGGUUAUUUUAAGGGGAGGAAAAAUCGUGCCAAGUAUGUAAAAUAGCGGAGACUUUUCCUCCCUACUAUCAUUAGAGCAUCGAAAAUUCCCCUAGACCACCUCCAUAGCCUUGGCUUAUUCCAGGCAUUCAGACAGUGGGAAGGGUCCCGGAAUGAAGAGCGCAGAAAAAACAAACAAAACAAAAACGCGGAAGAAAGGAACGGUGAGGGAGAAAGUGACGUCUUUAGCCUGCGUAGCAGGGGCUUGGAAGUAGUGGGCACAAGAAAAAACGGGCGCGCCAGAAGGAGACACGCGAGGGGAGGAGCUCCCUCAUCCCUCGCGUGUCUCUCUCGCGCGCCCGUUCUCUCUUUCACCCACUACUUCCAAGCGCCUGUUACGUAGGCUAUGCUUUUUUCUUGUUCACUUUUGUUUGCGCCGUCUCCACUACCUGAUGAUCGCCUGGAGAAGGCUACCGUAGCCUAGCAAUACACUACUCUAAAAACUUUGCCGAGUGAGAAGACUGGGUACCCAUAUUUAGUACUGAGAUUACUAAGAUAGUUUGUGAUUGGACAAUGGUUGUCAUUGGAAACCAACGACCUUUCAAAACAAUUAGUGACCUAAGUGAAUCCAGCAUUCCCAGCGUAAAAAUUCCACUUGUUUCCAGUUUCCACUCAGAGUUCUGGAGCGGCAGAUUUGCUAAAGAAAGGAAAUGAAAUUACAGUCAACUCUCGCCUUGCGGACAUCCUGCUAUAACGGACACCCCGAUAAUACGGGCAGCCGCUAAUUCCCCUGCAAAAAAAGAGAUGUUUGACUGAAAUAAACUCCCGCAAUUACGGACUUCCGCUAAUGAGGACACUAACUCAAGGUCCUUACAGUGUCCGCUAUAAAUGGAGUUGCCUUUAUUUUAGUUAGUUGGCAAUUGAAGCCAGUUUCUGAAACAGCUUGGUUUUUUCUCCAGAGCCUGGACAGUCCUGAUGACCAAAACUCUGCCCAUAGCCCAACUAAAAGGUACGUUUUAACACGGUUGCUAUUGCCUUCAUCCAAGACGAGCUUUGGAAUAAUAAUUUGGAAGAAUAUUUGGAGGGUCUCAGUCCUGCCUUGUUUUUUUGCCUCAUGGUUUAUUUUUCCAAUUUCAGCCUCUUUCCCAGACUGUUCACAGUCUCCUAUUUUUAAACUAGGAAGUUUCACGUUGUAGUCGUGCAGCAGCCGCAAGGAAAUGUACAAAAAAGCGUGAUGCACGUGCAGAGUUAUUAUUUGCCUUAUCAAACUUAUUACUAUUUGCCGUUCUCGUUGCUGUCGCCGUAGUCGUUGGUUAUGCUCCCGAGAGUUUUUUCAUGACAGAAUUUUUUUUUUCGUUUCUGCAGGAAGCACGACAGGAAGGGAGUAGCAAGAAGAGUAUCAAACUUCUCAUCUGAAGGUGAAUCUGUGAGUCCAGACAUCCCCGUGGUCGUUCCAGAACAAACGUACACUGUACCUCCUUCGGGUCCGUUUCCUGUCCACAUAGAAGCUCCACCCACGUCCAACUACCAUGACUUCUCCAAUCCUGUAGUUAGCAUCUCGGUCGCUGAAGCCCUCCGCUCGCACAGUCCUGUUGUGGUUCAACCGACACCAAACUUCCAGAUGUGGAAUGGCACAGUAAACGAGCAACCGGCCGAAAAUGCGCUUGCUAACCAGUCCACUAUGGCCACUACCAGUGUGUAUGCACCGCUGCCUCAGUCUACCCCUGUGGUAAACCCAGUUCCUAUAACGACUCUUCCUCUUCACCACCCUAGUCAGUCAUCCCAAGGCCCCAAUCUUAACCCGCCACCUAUGGAACCCCCGCAGUGGACUGGGCCGAGGUUACGAGGGAUGCCUGCGGAAAUUCAGCCUUUGUCUGCUCCACCCCCACCCCCACCUCCAAUUCAUAUGACAAGGAGUAAGAAUGCCCUGGGACAGCACCCACCACCCCUGGUAGUACAUCUUAAGGACCGAGGUGUGUAACCAUGGAUACUAUCUAGAUGCCAGUUAUUAUAAAGUUUAAGCAACGACGUUUUUGAGCGACGCACGUCAACCGGAAGUGGACUUUUCGCACUCUUCAGCCGUGAAUUUGAACAAAUUCUUGGGAAAAACCUUUCUUUAAGAGUAAAGACACUUAGGAAUACAAAUUUGGUAGCGUCACGAUACAUUAAAAGAGAAAAACGCUCACUUCCGGUUGAUGUUCGUCGCUCAAAAACGUUGCGGCUUAAACUCAAAGAAGCUAUGUCACGAGGUGUAGCAAAAUUCAAACCGUGGGAACCGCCACAAAACCGAGUGAAACAGAACCAACCGGUCAAAAAAUGAAAUAAAAUAGAAGUGUGAAUAACACGUCCUAUACAAAAAGAGACACGGAUGGACAAACUUGAAGAAGAUGGAAACGGAUUGCAAUUGUGCCUUUUGAAAAUUUGUUUGCCUAACAGUUUAAGAGACAAGUUUGUUUGACACAGUGCUAUAGACCUCUUUUAUAAUGAAGGCCUAUUAAUAUUUUCUUUACGCGUAUGAUAAUAGACUUUUUUAGCUUGUAUGUUUUUGUUUUCCCAUUUCAGGCCACGUGAAUUGGGAAAACAAAACAUACAAUCUAAAAAGGCUCAUUAACCUUUCUGACCUCGUUUGAAAGUAAGAAUUCCUUUGUAUAACUAUUGCACAUGCUAACGAGGUCAGAAAGGCUAAUUAUCAUACAUAUAAAAGAAUAUGUUAAAAGGCCGCCAUUAUGAAAGAGGUCUAUGAUUUUGUUAUUCAAAAGUAAUUCAUCAAGUUCCAUAGCAAAUAAGGGCGCGUAAUUGACACUAUUAACAAAAUGAUGACACCCUUUGGCACAGCACCUCAGCCCCUAUAUAAAACGGCGACGUAUCAGGUUGUUUGGAGUUCUUCAAUAGUCCAUUUUCGUAGUAAAAAAUACCGCUGAAUGCAAACACUAGUGACAGACUGAUAAAGGGUUAGCCUCGUCCCAAAGUUAAAUAUUUACAAAUACUGGAAGAAAGUUGCCCGAAAUUAAAAAAAAUAAUAAACAGUAGAAAGAGUGGAUCAAGUUAGGUUUCUAGGAAACUGCCCACCUACCCCUGCCCUAACCCAACAUUUUGCCCCAAACGUAAAGUAAUCUUUAAUGUUGGCUUAGGGGAGGGGUAGGUGGGCAGUUUUCCCGUCUCUCGCGCUUUUCCUGCUUGGCUAAAAGGAACGAAAACGACGGCUACGCUGGCUAAAUCAGGGAUGCCGAGAGAUGAAUUCAGGAAUUGGUCAGGUGAGGACUCAAACGCACCACUUGGCCACGGUGCAUCCUUAGUUUGAAGGAGGCGAAGCUAACGGCUAACGUCACUUCCCACUAAAGUAAUUAUUAUGAACUGAGGCAACGUCUUUAUCACAGCGUAAUAUUAGUCUGGUCAUUGGACCUGCCGGGGCUCAAACCCGCGACCUCCGCUUAACAGACCUAUCGGCACUCUACUAACCUGAGAAAACAGUCGACAUUUCGCGACGCCCCCACUGGUUUCCCAGUGAGGAACGAGCGCAGAAAUUCCGUACGGAUGACGCUUCACCACUCAGAUCUAAGUAGUGCCUCUUAUUGGUUGAAGCAAGUUUUCCACCAGUCAGAACAGCUACCCAGGUCUAGGCUGUGCCGGCUCGAUCUUAUCUCAGGCUAGUACUCUACUAUCGAGCUUAUUCCACUGGCCUUCACUAUGUUAACCGAUGUUGUUUAUGCUUUCUAAAUUAACCGCAUUCAGGUCGCCCUGUGAGAGCAAAGGAGACCGGUCUGACGGAAGAAGAGCUAACUGACGAGAUUGUCACCUCUUCGGGCCAAAAGAUUUAUCGCUGUAAAAAGUGUGAUAAAGAAUUUUCCUUCUCCAGCCGGCUGAAACGUCAUCUUUUGGUCCACACGGGAGCGAGACCCUUUGAGUGUCACGUGUGCUCCCGCCGUUUCACACAGGCCGUAGACUUGAAACGUCAUAUGCUACGUCAUAGCGGCCAAAAGCCACACGUGUGUCACUUCUGUGGCAAGCAGUACACUAGAGGAGAUCGGCUAAAAGUACAUCUUUUGUCGCACACUCAGGAAGACAACUCCGAGAAACCUUACAGCUGUUCACGAUGUAGCGCGUCCUUCUUUGAAGCGGAACAACUGAGACUACACGUAUGUGAACUCCAAGACGGCGGCCAACAUAUUAUGGCAAAAGGUAAAAAUGGUAUUGAAUUUUAGAGACAGCAGAGAAGAAUAUAGGCUCUAUCACCAGCCGUUGUUCGGAAAAUGAGCCCGCGCUCCUUCCUAGAACGGGAGGACCGAAAGAGCGGUCGGAAUCGAGGGAUGUUACUAAAACAAGAAACGGGGAGCGGGAGAUCAGUACGGGGAAAGGAAAAAUGAAAAAUGGGAAGAAUCGAAAGCAGAGAGUUGGAAAUGAAGUUACUGAUAGGGUUUGGGUGCCAGUUAAACUUUGUUCCUCUUUUCUUCUUCCCGUUGCCUUGCUCGCUCCCCGUUCCUCGUUCCUCGUUCCUUGUUUUAGUAGCAUCCGGAAAUCGAGCCUAAAAAGAAUAUAGUAUUUGGCAGAAAAAUUCCAGAGUCAUACCACUCACCAGAGACGUCACUACACUCGUCACAGUCAAUUGCAUUAGGCAUUUUUCUCGCUAAUGUUGAAAUCCGGGUAGAUACGCGUUUCCUAGAAAUAAUAUUGUUUGGUGUUCUUUUUGUAGGCGAUGCGACCGAAGGCGCCGAGCGAUCUGAGCGGCAAGGCAAAACCUACACUUGUGAUGAGUGUAAUGCGAUCUUCACCAAGUACACUUCGCUUAAGUCUCACCUUCUGAAACACUCUGGCGAGAAGAAGUACAAAUGCGACCAUUGCACUAAAACGUUUUUCAGCUCUAGCAGUCUUAAAAUACACGUUCGAGUUCACACCGGGGAUCGCCCGUUCAAAUGCAAGGAAUGCCCGAGAAAGUUUAGCGACCCGUCGAAUUUUAACAAGCACAAACGCUGGCAUGCUAAGCAAAAAGCGUCGAACGCGGGGUCGACCACGCUGUCCAGCAUCUCCGAAAACAGCUCUUCGCCCGAGAACAAGGAAAAGGAAGUGACAGAAGCAGAACAGAGCAGCUCAGGGGUGGCUGAAGAUGAAGCUGUGAUUGGAGAAGGCAAUGAAGCGGAAGUGGAGCAACCGGAUGUAGAAGGAGGUGCGAAGGAUGACUUGAAGGAAGAUUUGUUUCCAGAAGCGGGUCAAGACAUGGAGGUAGAAGAGUCAGGCGGGUUCAAGUCACCGGAAGCCUUGCUCAAUAUGGAAGGCACAGUUAAACAAGAGGUAGAAACUGAUUAG